AUUUCUCUUAACAGAAAAGCAUCACAGUUCAACGCAAAGAGUGAGAAAAAGCUCAAGAAAUCACAGCCAUGUCAGGAAGAGGCAAAGGAGGAAAGGGUCUUGGAAAGGGAGGAGCCAAACGACACCGUAAGGUUCUCAGAGAUAACAUUCAGGGAAUAACAAAGCCUGCUAUUCGUCGUCUCGCAAGACGCGGUGGCGUGAAACGAAUCAGCGGUCUAAUUUAUGAAGAAACUCGCGGUGUUCUCAAGAUCUUUCUUGAGAACGUGAUUCGCGAUGCUGUGACCUACACCGAGCAUGCUCGCCGUAAGACAGUUACUGCGAUGGAUGUUGUUUACGCUCUCAAGAGACAGGGAAGGACUCUCUACGGAUUCGGCGGUUAGAAAAUUGGGGAUGACUUUAUCAAUUAGGGUUUCUUGUAGUUCGAACAUCAAUGUCGAUAAAUAUUGUGUAAUUGUACUCGAUGUUUAGCAUCAAUGUUUGUUUUCACAUUACUUUGAUAUAUUAAUUCACGAUUUGAAAUUUCAA
This is a messenger RNA of Lathyrus oleraceus (garden pea), 525 nucleotides long. Its product is annotated as histone H4. Gene Ontology annotation, molecular function: protein heterodimerization activity; DNA binding; structural constituent of chromatin. NCBI's taxonomy places the organism in Eukaryota, Viridiplantae, Streptophyta, Magnoliopsida, Fabales, Fabaceae. Gene Ontology annotation, cellular component: nucleosome. The record is from RefSeq and is a predicted model, not a curated record. The coding region runs from base 69 to 380 and encodes 103 amino acids. The transcript has a single exon.